ACAUUCUACGCGAAGGUGCGUGUCAGCCAAUGGAGUACCUCACAAAUCCGCAGAACGUACCCAACUCGCCUCCAGCAGCAUAUCCCACCCCAUUCGCGACCGACCAAAGCCCCCACCUCACAGGCAUUCCAUGGACGGAGUGCCCGCCCCACACUGACAGCCCGAGUGGCCCUCCUCGGCCAUACAGACACACCCAUCAGACAGGGCAUCGGUGGUGCCGGUGUCGAAUCCCACGCCGGAGCAGGAAGAGCCCGUGCAGCAUUGGUUGAGCAGGGACUGGGCGUAGCCGUGGAUGUAGGCGACAUCGACCGCGUCUCCCUGGGGGAAGAAGGAGAAGGUGCAGGAGCCGGAGGUCCAGUAGGUAUUGUCGUUGCCGCUGACGGUCCCGGAGGUGGGGAUCAGGGCAAAGGCCGCGUAGCAGUCGGAGCUGGUUGCUUGCUCGCAGUCGCCGCAGGUGAUGGUCGAGCCGGCAAUAGCGGUGGUGGCCAGGGCGGCCAGGGUGAGGCAGGUUUGGGGGUUCAU
Aspergillus aculeatinus CBS 121060 is the source of this 522-nucleotide messenger RNA. RefSeq lists its product as uncharacterized. The annotation marks the transcript as partial. The transcript has a single exon. The record is from RefSeq and is a predicted model, not a curated record. NCBI's taxonomy places the organism in Eukaryota, Fungi, Ascomycota, Eurotiomycetes, Eurotiales, Aspergillaceae.